Messenger RNA from Achroia grisella, 1446 nucleotides. Its product is annotated as arrestin domain-containing protein 17-like. Gene Ontology annotation, cellular component: cytoplasm. The transcript has 6 exons. The coding region runs from base 169 to 1446 and encodes 425 amino acids. The record is from RefSeq and is a predicted model, not a curated record. Gene Ontology annotation, biological process: protein transport. Lineage: Eukaryota; Metazoa; Arthropoda; Insecta; Lepidoptera; Pyralidae.
UUCUAAUUUUCUAUUUCAUUUAUUACUUAUUCUUUUAUGUUAGUUACUAUUAUAAUGAUCAUUGUCUAAAACAAAUUAGUUGAAGGCCAUGGAUAUAGAUACUGAAUUUUAGCUGUUUGUUCUAAGUUCUAAUGCACAGCAGUAUUUUAUAAUUAAUACUGAAAAAAAAUGUUGCAUUCUAAAAUGGAAGCCGGUUUCAAGAAUGGUGUGAUAACGUUAAAUGAACCAAAAUCUGUUUAUUAUGCUGGUCAAGAAAUAUCUGGAAAUGUACAUUUCAAAUUGGACACUACCUUGACAUUUAAAGCUAUAACUCUACAAAUAACUGGUGCAGCGAGAGUACUGUGGAAUGACAAUGAGACAGUCAAGUACCAUGACAAGAAAUAUUAUGGAGAAGUAACUUAUAAGGGAACGGAGGAGUACUUCAAUGAAGUUCGGAUUCUAUGUGGGGGUAAAGGAGCAUCUCAACUACAACCCCAGAGUUAUACCUUAUCAUUCAAGUUCCAAAUACCACAUACAGUGCCAUCUUCUUUCAAAGGGAAUAAAGGACAAGUGUUGUAUAAUAUAGUGGCUUACAUAGAGUUUCCGGACCCUCUGAUGCCCUGGCAAGAAUUGACAAAGGCAUUCACCGUCAUUGCACCUUAUAACUUGUAUAAUAAUCUACCCAAAAUAAAUGAACCGUUGAAAUUGGUUUUUGAUGAGACACUUACUAGUGGCUGCCUAUGCAGUCCAAGACCUCUGAACAUCACCAUAGAGUUACCCAGGUCGGGAUUCUGUCCCGGCGACACCAUUCCAAUUCGGGUGAACGCAGUCAAUGAUUCUGAUGUUAAAGUUUUGUCUAUUAUAUUGAAGAUUGUGGUGGUAAGUCGGUACCGCAGCCAGACUCCUCGCGCGGAGCUGACGUCCCCGGAGUGGCUGCUGGUUGAAGGUCGAACAGCGCCGGUGGCGGCACACUCGCGGAGGUCCUUCGUCUGCGACCUCAUACUACCACGCAUGAUGGUGUACGACCUCAGCAAAUGUUCCCUCAUCGAUGUGACCUACUAUUUCAAGGCAAUACUCAAAUUAUCAGCUUGGAACGGUAAGCGCGAGCGAUCCUCUGAAAUAAAACUGGGAAUGAUACCAACGGAUAAGACUACGGUGACGUGGGGUGCUUCGAUAGCGGACCAACUCCCCAAGAAUCCUCCACCGGCCCCUGGUGCCCCAACGGUUCCAGGCAUCACUACAUUUGACCCAGGUUUUAAUGUAACACCAGGACCUAGAAUAUCUUGGGCUUUUCCCGCUCAUGUACCAAGUAUGGUGGAAAUUGGGUUUAGAACGUCUAACGGGGAACCAAACGCGAGUUACGGCUUUAAAGCCCCAUACCCUCCAGUGGAGCAAGUCGGUAUGUAUUUACCAACCACUCAACCCCCUUAUCCAUUGUCAAUGCCGUCAGCGCCAUCUAUAAAAUAA